Molecule: messenger RNA, 2311 nt
Organism: Lontra canadensis (Northern American river otter)
Lineage: Eukaryota; Metazoa; Chordata; Mammalia; Carnivora; Mustelidae
Gene: WDR91
Product: WD repeat domain 91
Exons: 15
Coding region: 51-2294 (747 amino acids)
Biological process (GO): early endosome to late endosome transport
Cellular component (GO): late endosome membrane; early endosome membrane; extrinsic component of endosome membrane
Molecular function (GO): protein binding; phosphatidylinositol 3-kinase regulator activity
Source: RefSeq, a predicted model, not a curated record
CACCUCUCCGCCUCUAGCCUGCCGCGGCCGCUCACGGCGCUCGCGCAGCGAUGGCGGAGGCUGUGGAGCGCACUGACGAGCUGGUCCGGGAGUAUCUGCUCUUCCGCGGCUUUACGCACACGCUGAGGCAGCUGGACGCCGAGAUCAAGGCGGACAAGGAGAAAGGGUUCCGGGUGGACAAGAUUGUGGACCAGCUGCAGCAGUUAAUGCAGGUGUAUGACUUGGCUGCCCUUCGGGAUUACUGGAGUUACCUGGAACGGCGACUCUUCAGUCGCUUGGAGGAUAUAUAUAGACCCACCAUCAACAAGCUGAAAACCAGCCUGUUCCGCUUUUAUCUUGUCUACACCAUCCAGCAGACAAACAGAAAUGACAAAGCUCAAGAGUUCUUUGCAAAGCAGGCCACAGAGCUCCAGAACCAGGCCGAGUGGAAGGAUUGGUUUGUCCUGCCCUUCCUGCCAUCCCCAGACACCAACCCCACCUUCGCUACCUACUUCUCUCGACAGUGGGCCGAUACCUUCAUUGUGUCCCUGCACAACUUCCUGAGCGUCCUGUUUCAGUGCAUGCCAGUUCCCGUAAUCCUGAACUUCGAUGCGGAAUGCCAGAGGACCAACCAGGUUCAAGAAGAAAAUGAAGUUCUUCGCCAGAAGCUUUUCGCCCUGCAAGCCGAAAUCCACCGCCUGAAGAAAGAGGAGCUGCAGCCAGAGGAGGAAGAGGCCUUGGUCCAGCACCAGUUGCCUCCUUAUGUCUCCCACAUGGACCGCCUGGGGGACUCGGAGCUGGCCAUGGUGUGCAGCCAGAGGAACACUUCCCUGUCGCAGUCGCCUCGAGUGGGUUUCCUGUCCUCGCUGCUGCCUCAGAGUAAGAAGAGCCCCUCAAGGUUGUCGCCUGCCCAGGGUCCCUCUCAGGCUCCGAGCUCAGCCAGGAAAGAGCCUCUCAGUGGUCAGACUGCCAAGGGAAAGGACGCGGCAUGCGGGCCCAAAGACGGGAAGAGCCUCUUCGGCGGGCUGGCGUCCGGGGAGUCCAGCUGGUCGCAGCACCGGCAACGGCGCCUGCAGGAUCACGGCAAGGAGAGGAAGGAACUCUUCUCUAUGACUUUGCAGAGCGCAGAGAAGAAGGCCGAGGCUAGUGGCCCAGAGGCUGAGCCCUGCCCCGAGCCCCAUGUGGAGGCACUGGAGACGCUGACACGGGCUUCUGCAGCAGGUGCCGAGGGCGGAGGGGGCCGCCCCGAGCAGCCGUUUAUUGUGCUGGGGCAGGAGGAGUACGGGGAGCACCAUUCCUCUAUCAUGCACUGCAGAGUGGAUUGCUCGGGGAGGAGGGUCGCCAGCUUGGAUGUAGACGGGGUCAUCAAAGUGUGGUCCUUCAACCCCAUCAUGCAGACCAAAGCGUCCUCCAUUUCCAAGUCGCCACUGCUGUCUCUAGAGUGGGCCACCAAGCGGGACAGGCUGCUCUUGCUGGGCAGUGGUGUGGGGACGGUGCGUCUUUAUGACACAGAAGCCAAGAAGAAUCUCUGUGAGAUCAACAUCAACGACGAUAUGCCCAGAAUCCUGUCGCUUGCCUGCAGCCCCAACGGGGCCUCUUUCGUCUGUUCGGCCGCCGCUCCGAGCCUCGCUGCCCAGGUGGACUUCUCGGCUCCAGAUAUUGGCAGCAAGGGUACUAACCAGGUUCCCGGCAAGCUGCUGCUGUGGGACACGAAAACCAUGAAGCAGCAGCUCCAGUUCUCUCUGGACCCCGAACCCAUUGCCAUCAACUGCACAGCUUUCAAUCACAAUGGGAACCUGCUGGUUACGGGGGCAGCUGAUGGUGUCAUCCGGCUGUUCGAUAUGCAGCAGCACGAGUGCGCCAUGAGCUGGAAGGCCCACUGCGGGGAGGUCUACUCGGUGGAGUUCAGUUACGACGAGAACACCGUGUACAGCAUCGGCGAGGACGGGAAGUUCAUCCAGUGGGACAUCCACAGGAGCGGCCUGAAGGUGUCCGAGGACAGCCUCCCCGCCGACGCCACCGGCCCCUUUGUGCUGUCGGGUUACAGCGGCUACAAGCAGGUUCAAGUGCCCCGGGGCCGGCUCUUCGCUUUUGACUCGGAGGGAAAUUACAUGCUGACGUGUUCUGCCACAGGGGGCGUCAUCUACAAGCUGGGCGGGGAUGAGAAGGUUCUGGAGAGCUGCUUGAGCCUGGGCGGCCACCGAGCCCCUGUGGUCACCGUGGACUGGAGCACGGCCAUGGACUGUGGGACGUGCCUCACUGCGUCCAUGGAUGGCAAGAUCAAGCUGACCACCCUGCUGGCUCAUAAACUCUGACGGGACACCCCACCCCC